AUGAAGUGUGAGAGCCAAGUCCCGGAGCUUGAGUUGAAGCUGAAGCUAUCGCCACCAACUGAUCACAGGACGAAGAAUGUGGAGGUAUCGCCAAGAAGCUCGUGCGUGUCACGUGAGGAAAGCCCAGAAGGAGGGCCCGGCCCGGAUGGGAGGAGCUGUAGUAGUACGAUGAUGCUGGUGGGUUGUCCGAGGUGUCUAAUGUAUGUGAUGCUGUUUGAGGAUGAACCCAAAUGCCCUAAAUGCAAGAGCACUGUUCUUCUUGAUUUUAUGCUGCAUGAUAGAUUCAACAAAUGA
Molecule: messenger RNA, 294 nt
Organism: Erythranthe guttata (spotted monkey flower)
Lineage: Eukaryota; Viridiplantae; Streptophyta; Magnoliopsida; Lamiales; Phrymaceae
Source: RefSeq, a predicted model, not a curated record